AUGGAAGGCACACGCCAGCACACCGGAAGAACACAAGCCUCACGUGGCCCACAUCUCAAGCCGGAGCACAGAGCCAAGGAAGCCUGCCAAUGUCAGCCGAAUGGACCCAUGGACCGAACAGGAAGACCGACCAAGGAAGAAGACAUGGAACGGCUUGGAAUGGAAGAAGACCAUCGAGAUCAUCGAAUCGACCAAACAGGCCAGGGCCUCGUGAGAACAAACGGCCAAUGGCCCGCGGAUGCGCCUCGAGUAGAACGUUUUGGUUUCACAUCUGGGGCCGGAAACGCGACGGUCAGGGAACACGACAACGUGACACUGCAGUGUGACGUCACAAGUAACCCGGGUUCAUCCAUUGAGAUCAACAACACGACGUCCAGUAUAGGAAGUAGCAGGACCAGCAACCCUGACCGUCAGACUCUCACCACGAUGCUGCUACAUGUGUCCUGCCUGGAAGGGGGAAAUUACAUCUGCGCUGCUAGGAACUUGAUCGGAGAAGCUUCACAGACUGUCCCGUUACAAGUCAGGUGUGUUCCAAGACGAUAUUCAUUUUCAUCUGAAACACUGGUGUUCACGUCGGGUCUGCACGAAAAUGUCACUCUUAGUUUGACAGUCAUAGCCUUCCCGCAGCCAACCUUCACAUGGCGGAGAAGGUCAAAUACAAGACCAAUCAGUACUACUGCGGUCACCACUGAGGGUGUCCUUGUAACAGGAAGUGUGACCAUAUUUGAUGUCAAAGAAGAGGACUAUAUUAAUUACACUGUCAGCGUGACCAAUACAGAAGGCUACCUGGAUCUGGAGAUACCUCUGGUUUCUAAAUCCCGGCCGCACCUACCAAGCAAUCUGAAGGCAGUAAACAUCAGUCCCCGUUCAGUCACCCUGACAUGGGAGAAAGGUUUCAACGGUGGCGCCAAACAAAUGUUCAACAUACAAUACAGACAACCUGGCGGACAGUGGACCACCCAUCCAACAAGGCCAACCGAGGACGAUACCCUCCAGCUGGACAUUGAUGACCUCGAACCCGGAACAUUCUACGAAAUUCGGAUUAAUGCAAAGAAUGAAUAUGGCACCAGCAUCUACACCUCCGCCAUUGUAACCACGGAUACAGGUACAUUCCUUCAUAUAGACAUUAUGUUUAGCAUACAGAUGUUUUGGUUUGGGAAUUUUUGUUUUUGGGGGUGGGCUAAAGAGUAUUAAACGCCAGCGGUUAAUAUACUAUUCUCUAUGAUUUCUGACAGACACAUGCAUGUACGGGCGUGUGCGCGUGUAUGUGUGUGUA
Molecule: messenger RNA, 1276 nt
Organism: Haliotis rubra (blacklip abalone)
Lineage: Eukaryota; Metazoa; Mollusca; Gastropoda; Lepetellida; Haliotidae
Product: nephrin-like
Exons: 4
Coding region: 1-1194 (397 amino acids)
Biological process (GO): cell-cell adhesion
Molecular function (GO): protein binding
Source: RefSeq, a predicted model, not a curated record